AUGUUGCUUGAUGAGCUUGAUGAAAGGAAGCAGGAACUCGUGUGGUUCCUAUAUCGGCAUCAAAAUAUGAAGCCGUCUGUCAUUGCGGACGCGCUCAAGACGACUCAUGGGAUAUCGGUCGGCAACAAGCAGAUGCGCAACUUUCUCAAUCGAGUCGCUCACGGACAGAUUCCUGGACAUCGUCGCUUAGGAUCUGGAAGACCGCUGACUUCCUGUAGCCCCGACAGCUCCGCAAUGGUCUACGAUGGUCAAAAAGUUGCCGAUCUCGCCGACCUCAGACGACGCAUCUAA
Messenger RNA from Haemonchus placei, 291 nucleotides. The record is from the annotation of a GenBank genome assembly. Lineage: Eukaryota; Metazoa; Nematoda; Chromadorea; Rhabditida; Trichostrongylidae.